AUGGGGAAGAAUAAGAAGCCUUUUAUUGACAAGAAGCGCUCUGUUCGGUUUCAUUUGGUUCACAGAGAUCAAAGAGAUCCACUACAAGCUGACCCUGAUGCUUCAGAAUUCGUUCUUCAUCCAGCUGAGAAGCCAGAUGGUCAAAAAGAAGAAUUGAAAAAACAUGGGGUUUUCUUUGAUGAUGAGUAUGAUUACAUGCAACAUUUGAAGCCACGUGGUGAUGGUGUUCUUUUGAUGGCAGAUGAAACUGGUCCAUCAACAUCAACAGACACUGUUUCAAAAGAGUUUGGUGGGAUUUUGUUUCCAAAAGAUGCAUUUGCUUCAGAAUAUGAAGAACCUGAAGGUAUGCUUGAGAAGGGGGUACUUCCUCGUGGUCCACAGCCAGAUUGGGAUCCAGAUAUAGUUGCAGCACUUGAUGAUGGUUUGGACAUGGAUGAUCCAGACAAUGUUUUGGAGGAUGAUUUCAUGUUACAUGCUAAUUGUGAAGACGGAACUUCUGGAGAUUAUCUGUCAAAUAAGUAUUAUGACGGUGAAUCUGAUGGUUCAUAUUCAGACAGAGAGUUUGGCUCAGAUGAUUUCAUAAUUGGGGAUGGUUCUGUGGAGGAUUUUGAAAAUGAAGAAACAAAGUCAAGAUUCACAAGCUAUUCUAUGACUUCCUCUGUCAUUCGGAGGACCCAAGGUUUACAAUUACUUGAUGACCAGUUUGAGAAAAUUAUGGAAGAAUAUGAUGAUGAUGACAUUGGGGGCCUUGAAGAUGAUAAUAAUGAUGAUGCAAAUGAAAUAAUGAAUGAAGAAAAAUUAUUAGUUGAUCAAGCUAUCUCUGAUUUUAACAAAGGACAAAGUAAGCAGUCCCUUGAAGAUUCAGAUCCGAUCCAUACAUUUGUUGAUCCUGAAAAUAAUGGCAAAGAGAGUGAAGAAGAAUUUGAAAAAUUUAAAGAGCCAGAGAGAGAAAAAUGGGAUUGUGAAUCAAUCAUAAGUACAUACUCAAACUUAUAUAACCACCCAAAACUUAUUACAGAACCAAAGCCAAUAAAAUUAACAAAGAAGCUAGGAAUACCAUCAGAUGUGUUGAAGAAGCAAUACCAGGGAAAUAAAGACGAAGAGAUACAUUCAGAAACAAUCUGCAGUAUGAACUAUGCCCGUAAGAAGGAAGAAAGUAAAGAAGAAAAGAAAACAAGGAAACAGGCAGUUAAGGAAGAAAGAAGAAACAGAAGAAUUGAGAAAAAAGCAAACAAGGAUGCAUUUAAGCUUGAACAAAAAAUACAGGAAAGAAUUGUUGCAAGUCAGCCAUUAACAUCUACUGUGCCAAUUUGAUAUUUUUUUAUACAAAAGAAGUCUUAGAAAAUAUAAA
Messenger RNA from Rhopilema esculentum, 1351 nucleotides. RefSeq names its product protein LTV1 homolog. Gene Ontology annotation, cellular component: nucleus; cytosol; preribosome, small subunit precursor. NCBI's taxonomy places the organism in Eukaryota, Metazoa, Cnidaria, Scyphozoa, Rhizostomeae, Rhizostomatidae. The record is from RefSeq and is a predicted model, not a curated record. Gene Ontology annotation, biological process: ribosomal small subunit export from nucleus; ribosomal small subunit biogenesis.